AUUUGACAUUUCGCGCCAAAGUUGUUUUGGUUUUAUGUAGUUUAUAAGCUCCCUAAUUUAUCCCGAAUUAGAUGUAAUAUUUUGUACUGGAAAAAUGAUGUAGAUUGUAAAAAUCUAGCUAAUAUAUUAGUGGUGUUUUAUAACGGACGAAAAUAUCGUUUUUACAGUUUAAUUUUAAAGUGUUUGCGAUUUGCAGUAAGUGCUAAACGAUAAGUGCAAGUGCAUCAUGUCGGGCACAGUGGAAACAAAGAGAGUUUCCAUGAAUACUGUACUCAAAGAUGCAAGAAUAUUUGACGAUGACUCCUGGGAUGCUGAAUCUGCAGGUUUUCUUAUUAACAAUAAUCUGGGAGUGGUCCCUGAUCAAAACAAUUCCACUACCCCAAAAAAUCACAAUGAUUCUAAAGAAAAAAGUGACUUAGAUGAAGCUUAUGCAUCUCUUCACAACAUCACUGAUAAUACAUCUCCAAAAAGAUAUUUUGAAGAAAUUAAAAUUAAAUCAGAACCUCAGGACGAAACAGAGUUAGAUAAAACAAUUAAUACAAUACAAAAACCUGUAGAUUUAAGAAAUGUAAAAAUAGAACCCAUAGACAAUGAAGUUAAUCUACAAAAUCAUCAUAUACAAAACACUCCUAUUAAAACUGAACUACUGCAUGAUGAAUCUAACCCUUCUCCUUUUAACAAGGAAUUAUUAAGAAAAUUCACUUUAGAAAGUCCUUUGCCUAAAGAUUGUUUGCAAGGUGUUAAAGAGGAAGUGAAGAGAGCUGUUAAAAGAGUGUUUGAAGAGCCAGUGGAAUCUGAAUAUUCUGAAGAAGAAGAAGAAUAUUACGAAGAUGUCCCAACAGUUUCUGGUGAAUGUUCAAAAGUAUCUGCAAAAGAUAGGUUAGGACCAAAAGUUGGAACAGAAGGUAAAGAUGUCGAUAGGUUAUCAGUAAAGAAGAGAUUAGGAUCUAAAGUUGAUAACGACGUACCUCAUAAAAGGAUGAAAAGAGACUUAGAAACUGACCCAGCUGUUCUUGCUAGGAGACAGAAACAGAUAGAUUAUGGGAAAAAUACCCUUGGGUAUGAUAAUUACUUACAAAUGGUACCUAGAAAUGAAAGGGUCCAAACUGAUCCAAGAACUCCAAAUAAAAACCUAAAGUAUUCCAGACGGGGUUGGGAUGGUUUAAUAAAGCAAUGGCGGCUGCAAUUACACAAAUAUGAUCCAGCUGACACAUAAAAACAAAUUUGAAUAUAGUUUGUAUAUAUUUCUAGUUUUAAAUGAAAAAAUUGAGACUUUUCUAUGAGUAUUCUGUUCGAUUUAAAACAUUUUUAUUGAUGUCAUUCAAAUUUUUAAGAACCAUAAAAUUUCUUUCAAUAAUAUUAAUUUCAAUUUGAAAAUACUAACUUGAUAAUAUAUCUAUCGUUGGUGCACAGGAAUAGUGGCAUAACUCAAAAAAUUCCAUUUACGAGAUUAUAGUGAAAAUGUAAAGCAAGACACAAGAAAAGUGACACAACUCAAAAAUGUAGAAUUUUGAGAAUCUUUCAUUUUAAAAAAUUUUAAUUUUUUUUUGGAAUAAACAUUGUUUAUCUGGCAUUCAAAUAAUAACAUUAAAUUUUUUUAUAUAUUUUCAUCCUUUCGAUGAAUGAUUUUCCAUAAAAGCAUAUUUCAUUUCAUAAUUUGACUGGUAUCACUGUUGAAAAUAAUGUUCCUAAUUUAUUUUUACUAAAACUGACAUAUUUUGAUUUACGUCGGUCUAGCCAAAAUUGACGAUCUCAUUGGAGAAGAAUAGUGUCACAACUCAAAAAAUUUCAUGUGCGAGCUUAUUGUGAAAAUGUAUAACCUAUCGUUGAUACGCAAGAAUAGUGACACAACGUAAAAAUAUUUAUGUCGUUCUUCCCGUACUACAAAAUUACGAGUUUAUUAUAAUGAACAGUUAAACAAAUCUAGUUGUGCUUUGACAGUCAAUGAUACAAGAUGGUCCAUUUUCGGAUAGAUUGACAAAUAUCAAAAUGUGCCAGAUUUUUAUAAAAUAAACUAAGAAAAUUAUUUUCAACAGUGACACAUGUCAUAUUAGGAUAUUGUUGAAAAGUUCAUUAUCAAUAUGGUGUGAAAUAUACUUUUCUAGAAGAUCGUCAAAACUCAAAAAGAAAUGAAAAUAUGUUUUUAUAUUUCUGCUCAAUGUUAUCAAGGCAAACAUUUAACAUUUUGAGAAACAUGGAAUUCCUGAACUAAUAAUAUACUUUUAUCAAUUUUCAAUAAUGUACUUUUUAUUCCAAUUUGAAAAUACAGUUUGUAUUAAAUUCCUACUUUGGAAUAUAUAGUUGCUGCACAAGAAUAACGACACAACUCAAACAUUUCUAUUUUCGAACUUAUGGUGAAAAUGUAUAACAAAAUCCACAUGUUUUUAUUUGGUAGAAUGACAUAUUGAUACUUCCAGAAAUGUGUCGUUUUUCCCAUGCUACAAAGUUGAGUUUAUGAUGAUGAAGAGUGACAGAAAUCUAAUUAUGCUCUUCACAGUCAAUGAGUCAAGAUUGUCAAUUUUCAGAUAGAGUAACAAAUCAAAAUAUGCCAGUUUUAUUAAAAAUAAACCAAGAACAUUAUUUUCAACAGUCAAAUAAUUACUUGAGAAUAUAUCGUUUGUGCACAAGAAUAGUGACACAACUCAAAAAUUCACAUAUUUUUAUGUGGAAGGAUGACACAAUGCUACUUCGAAAAGUGAUAGCUGGAAAGUGGUUAUGUCGUUCUUCCCGUAGUACAAAAUGAUAAAUCUAGUUAUGAGUCAAGAUCGCCUAUUUUCGGCCAGAGUGACAUAAAUCAAAAUGUCAGUUUUAUAAAAAAUAAGCUAAGAACAAUUUUCAACAGUGACACAAGUCAAAUUAGGACAUUAUUGUUGAAUUUAUUUCAAUUGAAAAUUUAAUAAGUUUUUAAAAUGAACCUCGAACCAAUUUUAAUUAAUUAAACAUGAUUCAUUUUCAGUUUAAAAAUGUUUAAAUUCAACAGAACCUCAUAGAAACUUAAUACAUUCUAGUUAAUCUAGAUCCCAUACGAAUUGAAUUUCUAGUAUUUUUAUAAAAAACCACAAACGUUUUUACUUUUAAAAUUUUUGUUUCAUGUUAAUUUGACUUAAAUGUUUUAUUGGUAGGGUCAGUUCAACGAAAGUAAGUGAUUAAAUUUAAUUUUUUGAAGUGUGACACACAUCUAGUUGUGUUCCAACACUCAAUGAGAUAAUAUCGUUAAUUUUCGGCUAGAGUGACAUAAAUCAAAAAUUUCAUUUUAUUAAAAAGAAACUAAGAACAUUAUUUUCAACAGUGAUGUAAGUCAAAAUAUGACAUUAUUGUUGAAAAGGUCAUUAUCAAUAUGGCGUGAAAUAUAAUUUUCUAGAAGAUCGUUAUAACUCAAAAAAGAUAUGAACAUAUAUUUUUUUUUAAUGUUAUUGAAGCAAACAUUCAAUAUUUUGAGAACUAUGGAAUUCCUAAACUAAUCUAAUUUUAGAACUCAACUUUCAGUAAUGUUAUUAAUUCCAAUUUGAAAAUACAGUUUGUAUUAAAUACCUACUUGAAAAUAUAUCAUUGGUGUACAAGAAUAGUGACACAACUUAAAAAUUUCUAUUUCCGAGCAUAUUGUGAAAAUGCAUAUUUCCAAAAAUGUGUUGUUCCUUCUGUAGUACAUAUCCUCGAGUUUUGGCUAGAGUGACAUAUCAAAAUAUGUCAGUUUUAUUAAAAUUAAACUAAAAACAGUUCCCUCGACAGUGACGCAAGUCAAAUUAGGACAUUAUUGUUGAAAAGGUCAUUAUUAAUAUGGUGUGAAAUAUAGUUUUAUGGAAGAUCAUUAUAACUUAAAGUAGGGAUGACAAUAUAUUUGUUUUUUCUUUACUGGAAAAGGAUGAAAAUAUGUCCUUAUGUUAUCAAAGCAAUGUUAUUAAAAUGGAUGUUCUAGAAAAUUUAAGUUUUUGAGUUGUGUACCAGUAAUAUAGUGAAAUUUUUACAUUUGGUUGAUAGAGGGGGUGGUUCAAUGUUGAACUGAUCCUACUUUUUUGGCAAAAAAUGCAUUUAUAGUUAAAUCGAAUAUUUAUUUCAUUGACUUUACUUAAUUUGGUAAACAAUUUAAAAUAAAUUCAAACGCCAUUAUUACUUACAAUGUUUAAUUUUUUAGUAUUUUAGUUACUAAGUCAAACUACCACGAAACACCAGUUCUUUUAUUUAUAUUUGAGUUUAUUAAAUUAUCAAAACUUUUGUUAAAGCUUAAAGCGGUAAAGUAAUGGCCGCAAUUCUUUAUAAAGAAUACAAAACGUGGCCUUGAUUCUUUACUACCACAAUCUAUUAAUAAUUGUAAAAUAAGUACAUUUAAAUCGUUUUUUAAACUUUAAUUAUAGAAAUUGUAUCCAUAAUGUAUCAUUAUCGACACAAUGGAGGUAGGUAAUUCAAAAUGAAAGUACAGAUUAAUCCUUCGCACCUCCAACGUGUUCUUCUUUGAUUGCAACUAUAGCCAGUUAUCCUUAGUAAUUAUUUUAAUAUUCUAUCUUUACGGUCUCUGCUAAACCAUCAUUAUAUGGCCUUCUCCACAUUAUGAGAGCAUCUCUUGUAGAGUCACUAAUUAAAACAGGUUCAGUGCCCACACUGCCUACAUCCAGUUAACUGCACACCCUAUAAGAAUUACAUAUCCGCGUUCAUAUGCCACAGAAAAUGUUUUCAAUAUCUAAAAUUGUUGACUAAAAGAUACAGUGAGAUAUUAUAGUUACUGUUGGGUUUUGUGCAGAGACUGCUCUGACGCGGGCACUGAACGUGUUAAACUGUGACUUGAAGGGCAAUUUGAAUUUUAGAGAAAAUGAUGCGACUAUAUUAAAAUGCAACAAAAUAUUACCAGAGCUAUUUUCCCAGCCAUGUUUUCAUAGGGAAUAUCCCUAGUUUUAUAUAAAUAUAUACCUAUAUGUUUUCUGACUAUCAAUAAGAUAUAUUUCUACGACAAUAAAGUAUUUGGGGUAUUUGGACAUUCAUUAGGUAAAAGUAAGGUGGCACUAAACCGCAUUGCAGACUGACUGCGCCAUUCACAUCACACCUGGCUACUUUUAUUGACUGAUACAGUGAUCGUAGAUUAACAAGGCUGGUUUCGACGUAAAUGGACGUUAACAACGAUUAUAGCGGAUUGUAAUAGUAUAUUACGUAACAAGAGUUGAAAGUAACCCAUUACGCACGAAGUGAAAAAGUUUAAAUUUCACGAGUGCGUAAUGGGCUUACAACUCGUUUUUCUUUUUCUAAAAUUUCCGGUGGAGUUUAGAUGACUUUGCCGCAGUAUAGUUUCUAUAGCACGGUAUACAGUGCUCUAAAAUGCAAAAAUUUAUGUUCAGCAAACUAUUAAACUGUUGCAAAUUAAACUGAAACAGAUCCUGAUCUGCUGAACGCCAGCCAUUGACACUCUGGGUAGGAAAUAAAAUCAAAUUUUGUUGAUUUUAAAAGUAGGAUUUGCGCAUGAGUAAUAUAGAUAAUCAAUAACGGGAUAGAUAUAUUUAAUGCUUGGCAAAUAGUUCUAAUACUUGCAUCAUUUUCUAUAAAAAUCUGUAUUUUCUUUGGAGGUGUGACGGAUCGUCCUGUACUUGUAAAAUUUUUAGUUUAGGCACAAUUGAGUACUUUUUAAUUUAUGACAAAAAUAUUGUAAGUUGUGUAAUAAAAAGUUAUUUUUAUUAAAUAAUUAUGUUUUG
Molecule: messenger RNA, 5675 nt
Organism: Psylliodes chrysocephalus
Lineage: Eukaryota; Metazoa; Arthropoda; Insecta; Coleoptera; Chrysomelidae
Source: the annotation of a GenBank genome assembly